AUGAUAUCUCGAAAGGACACCGGGAAUAGUAAUUGUCCACGCAGCGGCCGGACUAUCAUACGCAGCGCGGUAAUGUCUCUUCCGGCGACACCAGCACCACUACUCGACGGUAAUGGGCAUACCUCCACCGUCGGCCCGACUUCCAUCAAGACGAUCGCUACCAGACGCAGAGUGAUGUAUAAUUCUCCUUCCUAUGCGGCCGGCGACAACAGCGGGCGUGUAAAAACGUUGUACAGCGCCCACGAACUCAGCGCCGUAUCUCUGUCCAACGGCAAUUGGAAGGUGGCAUCUGGUGAGCCCCCUUCUGGGUGGCCGCCGCUCCAGCCUGAUUGGUCAAUUGCAACCCAUUCUAUCCCUUCUCAAAGAACAGCGCGAAACAAGAAUGUGGAGAGAACAGUUUCACUCGAUCCUCAGGGACAACUGUUGAAGGAAGGUGGGAGCGGAACCUGUACAGAUGGAGAUGUUUGCCCACCAUCUGCGAGACUGGUGCGGCAGCGACAUGCGGAAACGAGGGAAAAGAUGCCAGCGGGGUCCACUUGCAGCAUCAUCGCACAAUUACCACUACGGGAACAGAAUCCUCGUUCAGGGGAAGAGCGGCAGCCCCAGAAAUUGGUGGGCGACGGCGCAGUUGGUGUUGACGGUGUCGUGCAGCAGUCAACAACUUCGGAGAAACGCAAACGCAAAAAAGUUAAAUGUGGAAGGAAACGAAAAUCUGACAGCGAACCCCUCGCCACUGACAGGAGUUAUGUGACGGUAUUAGAAGGCAGUCAGGCUAGUCUGUUUAAAAACAGUAUGUGCGCUUGUACACCAAGCAUAAGCAACGGUAGUGCUCGCAAUAGCAACUUUAAUGAUGAAGGGUGCGCGAUGAACAGUUUUUCAUCCAGUGUCCAGCGGUCUGCAUCCGGUCCUGUUGUAACAGAAAAAUGGGCCCGUAGCAUUAUACAACCACAAGACGAGUACUUGCUGUACGAUCGUCGUACCCCUGGAGCUAUUAAGCAGGAGGAUUUGGUUCGUCGGGGACAAGUUAUUUUGUUGCGGGAACGCAUUCGAUGUGGAUGGCCUAACUGCUGUAGCGCACACAGGAACCAGCUCUCUCGAGAAAAGUUGGCUGAUGUGCGCACACAGCGGCACUCAUGCGAAAGCACGAACGCCGUGCCGUCCGAUUGCUCAACGCUCGAUGUAGGUGACAGGGAUGAUACCGCAUCUUCGCGCAUAGUGCAAAUGAACGAGCGACGAAUAAUCGAACGCGGCACUCCACUUCUCUUCAGACGACCGUACCGGCGGCUUUUUAGUGAUGACGAGAAGGUUAGCAAGCGAUCCGAUAUUUGUAUUCCAGCCAAUUCAUCCAGUGCGCCGAGUUUGGGUAUUGGCUCAGACAUACCUAAGGGACAUGGUCGGUCAGACACGAGUAUCAUGGUGUCGUCAAUUUACAACCUCAACUUCAGUAAUGUGAGUCGCCCUUUUGGGUCUACGUCGUCCACUGUUGUAACGGAUAUCGCGGCCAGCAGCAAUGAUAAAAACAAAGAUUGCAACAUGCCUUCGGCGUCGUCAGGAGCCGGGAGCCCAGGCAAAGAAAAAAUCAUUUUUUCAGGCUCUUGUGCUAGCCAACCGAAUGCACAGAAUUUGUCGAAAGCGAAAUGUCAAGGAACUACUUCGACUCACUCCAUAGCACAGCUUCUGGACGAUGCCGUGACACAAAAUUUAGAUAACCUCGUUGGUGACCCGUUCUUUUUAUUUUGCGGCGACGAGAACCAUGAACGACUACUUUUGAUGCAGGAAGAACAUGAGGCAAGGGUAUCACUUAAACGCAGAUGCAGUAAACCACCCGGAUGUUCAUCUUCCAGUAGCUCUACUGGAGAAAAAGGGAUUGAGGGCUCUGCAUUUCAAUCCUCGCCAAGGAAGGAAAGUACUUUCGUAGGACUUUUCCCGAAGCAGUUGGAUAUGGGUUCCAGAUCCGCUACAGAAAACGAGAUACGUGCAGAGGGUGCAGUAGCUGCGGUUGGAAACCAAAACGGAGUAAGCAGUCUGUCAAAUGCAUCCUCUGGAUCUUUGACGCAGUCCUGGCUCAUAGGUGAUGACGAGGACGAAAAGAAACAAGGCAACCUGAGCCCAAGAUCGGUUAGUAUCAGUACAGGAAAUGUAGAUGAAAGAACGUCAGAGAAACUGCAGGUGAAGGGCAGUACCAUAAGGAGCACCGGAACAGCCGAUCGUGCGAGGGGAAGCGAGAAGUCCGUGCAUCUGACCUCGGCACUAGCAAGGCGUCUGAAUAAUAACGCGGAUGAUGCGGCUUGUUUUGCGGAAAAGACACGAUUAGUUGUAAGGCAGAAGUCGGAUUCAGGGCGGGAGGGUAAGAAGAGGGAAGAGCAAACCAACUUAGUUACACCACUGGAUUUUUCUGUCUUGCAUGACAGCUGUCGAAGAUCACCCUCGCAAGCACCGGAAACGAACGUCUAUGCGGCACCACAGCGUCGGGAGAAACGUCCACCUCCUCCGGCUAAGGGGCAUAGUAAAUCGGAUUUCACUAAAAUACAGUCAGUUCCCUUGUCAUCGCAACACGCAAUGGCGCUGAGUAGGGCCUCGUCCACAUCGCCUCCGCAAGUGGCAGGCGAACCAUUGAGAGAGUCGUUGAAUCUUUCAGAUACGGAAAUCAAAAAUGGUAGCGUAUACCUAAACAACGAAAUUGAGGAAUUUCUUCAUUUUGUGCAUCGUCAAGAGCAAGAAAAAAAGCGCCAGAAGGAGACUCGCAGUGCGAAUGGUAAGCGGAGUCCUUUGAAAGCGAUAAAUAGCGUUGUGGGUACUCGUCAAAGUGAUGCUAAAAGGAACGGUAGCAAUGGGAAGGGAAAGUUGCCGCUCCCCCGCAGUGAUUCUUCUGAAGUAGGGGAAGAGCAGGUUGAAGCCGAUGACAAUUCUCCCAUGGAAGAGGAGGCGCACUAUGCGCAGAGUGUAGUGAGCGUCCUUUCCUCUUUUGGUCAAAUGUGGAAUACGUCGUUUCAUGACGUGCGCGAGCACCGGAAGCUGCCACUACAUGUUCGGGCGCAGUUGUUGCUUUUUGAUGUUGUGGCUAGUUAG
This is a messenger RNA of Trypanosoma brucei brucei TREU927, 3069 nucleotides long. RefSeq lists its product as hypothetical. Bases 1 to 3069 code for a protein of 1022 amino acids. NCBI's taxonomy places the organism in Eukaryota, Euglenozoa, Kinetoplastea, Trypanosomatida, Trypanosomatidae. The transcript has a single exon. The record is from RefSeq and is a predicted model, not a curated record.